Stegodyphus dumicola is the source of this 1149-nucleotide messenger RNA. RefSeq lists its product as uncharacterized. Lineage: Eukaryota; Metazoa; Arthropoda; Arachnida; Araneae; Eresidae. The record is from RefSeq and is a predicted model, not a curated record.
UUACGGCGCACAUGUUCGGCCCUAAUUAUGAAGGCGCAGAUUAUAUGCUGGCAGUUUGGCAGCCCUAUGAAAAACUCAGGCCAGAUGAAAUGGCCACUCACUUUAAUAAAUAUGGAAAAGUGGUGAAUAUUAAAGACUGGUGGCGUUGUCUAGGCGAGGAGUGGAUAACUGCAUUUCAAGUGGUUACGUAUAAAUCAAAAGACUCUGUUAAGAAGGCUGAGAUGGAAAUGGAAGAUAAUCUGCCCAAUGUUCAUGCCCUCUCGUUGAUGAACGUGCUGUAUUUGGCUGCCCUUGCUGAACUGGUCUUAUCGAGCUCGGCAAUUUAUCUGGAAAUUAAAGCCACUCCACAGUUGAAGGUGAACGCCUUAGCAGAAAUUGUUGGAAAACUCCGUGCAUUUGGGCAGAUACAUGAAAUCAUACGAGAAGAAUCCACAUUGAAAGUGUACUAUAAAUACGCCACCAACGCAUUAGCAGCUAACAUCAUGUCAAACGGUGCUUCUUCACACGGUAUGAGAUUCCGCACGUCACUGAUAAACAGUAAGACUUUUAUCAAAACUAUCAAAAAAUACUUGUCUGCUUACUUUUCAAUGGGAACUUUAGACAUUGAACUACCCCAAUCAUAUUUUUGUGAACUGCAAAAUAUCCUAGAAGCUGAAAUGGAAUCCACACCUGCUGCUGAUGUUGAUGUUGAUGAAGACGAGGAAAUUUAUAUAUACAUCGAUGAUCAACAUGAUGAGGAUGAUGAUCAGCCAAAUGAUAACAAAGAGGAUGACCUAGAUCAGACAAUUAUGGAUAUGGACUAAAUACAUGAAUUGCAUCCUAGCGAUGAAAUAUUAUUGAACAAACAUUUUCGGAUUUAAAUUAGACAAUAUUUUUAUGAACUUUAGACUUAUGCUUUUAUGAACUUUGACUUUUAAACAGUUAAAACCAACAAGUUUUAGAAAUACUUUUGUCUACUCAUCAGCAUACUCGUGGAUUUAGGGGAAUUUUAUCCCAUUAUAGACAUUUUACAGAUUUAAAUUUGAAAAUAAUUAAUAAUUAGUGAUUAUCAUUAAUAACAUUAAAUUAAUGCUUCAUGUUAUGUUCAUUAAUGCUAAAUGUUAAUAUAAGUAUAUAAAUGUAAAGGUAAAUAUUAAUAAAAAUUAAAAA